UAACACCCUCUCAUGUAUGUCUUGGCUAUUCUGUUUUAUUUAAAGCAACCACCAAAAAAACAAACCUUAGCUACUACGACCACAUCCUUUAGUCAUGGCCACAAGUUGCUCCUACAUGGUUUCCACCAAAUUAUCCAUGCUAGGUUGGAGUGGAGGAAGAAGAAGAGAAGCCAGAAGCCGGAGAGCAUUCUUGGUCUCAGCUCAACAACAAAGCGAUGUUAAGGAAGCAGAGAGCUUGAAGGUAGAAGAGGAGCAAGAGCAGGAACAAAUGCAAACUCAAACACCGAAGCCAAAAGGAACAACACCAAGGCCAGUGGAACCUCAGUUGAAUGUGAAGAGCAAAAACAUGCUGAGGGAAUAUGGAGGGCAGUGGCUGAGCUGCGCCACACGCCAUGUGAGGAUCUAUGCUGCGUAUAUCGACCCGGUGACUUGUGAGUUUGAUCAAACCCAGAUGGAUAAGCUCACCCUUAUUCUUGAUCCCACUGAUGAGUUUGUGUGGAAUACUGAGACUUGCAACAUGGUUUAUUCUUACUUCCAGGAGCUUGUUGAUCACUACGAGGGCGCUCCAUUGACAGAAUACACACUUCGCCUGAUUGGUUCAGACAUAGAGCACUAUAUAAGAAAGAUGUUAUACGAUGGGGCAAUCAAGUAUAACAUGAAUGCAAGGGUUCUGAAUUUCAGCAUGGGCAAGCCACGGAUCAUGUUCAACAACAAUGAUAUCCAACCUGAAGAUGCAACUGAGAAAUGAUUUGUGAAAUACACCAAGAAAAAGUGAGUAAUCAUUGGUGGUUUGCAUGUGAUUGUUUUGUAAAUUAUAAAAAAAUUCUAGACCAAAAUUAGACAUUUUUUGGAGUCGAGUAAAACUAAUGCAAACCAAAAGAUAGUUACAGAUACAGAGUAUUCUUACAGUCCGUAAUAUAGCUUCUGUUCCUCCUCAUGUUACUAAACUAGUAUAACCACCCCUGCUACACAAAUGGGUGUUAUAUUAAAUAUUUAGUAAUUUAAUUUUUAUGCAUUUUACUUUUGGUACAAAGUUAUAAGAUAUGUAUGACAUUAGUAAACAUACACAACUAUUUUAGAGUUUAAA
Molecule: messenger RNA, 1087 nt
Organism: Glycine soja
Lineage: Eukaryota; Viridiplantae; Streptophyta; Magnoliopsida; Fabales; Fabaceae
Product: NAD(P)H-quinone oxidoreductase subunit M, chloroplastic-like
Exons: 2
Coding region: 95-748 (217 amino acids)
Molecular function (GO): oxidoreductase activity, acting on NAD(P)H, quinone or similar compound as acceptor
Source: RefSeq, a predicted model, not a curated record